GUGGAAACUUGGUGCCAAAAUAGGGCUGUCACUUUUUGUAUAUAUAUGAUGAAAAAUGUCAUUGCCCCUAAGCUAAUUAUGUAUUCAAAAAGUUCAGCCAAAUGCAUUGUGGUUGUGGGUGCUCGUAGUGACGGCAGCCGUUGAAACACUAACAUAAUAGGUAGGUUUCCUAAUAAAAGCCUUCAAUGUUAGUUUAAUCAAUUUAUACUCAAAUGUGUGUCAUAAUAUACCCAACCAUUUACUUAAUUUACUACGAGCAACCCCGAAGGCAUUGGACUGCAAGUCACUAUUUAACACGGUCACUAGCUAGCUAGUUUGCUAACAGUUAGCAAGCUAACAUUUUCAUCCACUGUAAACCACGAGGUGCGGAGAUUUGUGUGUGCUCCCUCCGUGCUCUCCUCGCUGCCGCUGAAUUAAGAGACCCGCUGCUAAAGUUUAACACUCUCCUUCACCCAGGUUUCAACCUCUUUAUACGGUUUCAACGAGCGUGAGGCCACACACACGGGACGGAGCAGAGACAGGUUUCAACCUCUGUAUACGGGUUCAACAAGCGCGAGGCCACACACACACACACACACACACACACACACACACACACACACACACACACACACACACACACACAUGGGGCAGAGCAGAGAAAGAGGAUCCCUCAAGUCUUGAGCACUUGAGGCAGACAAUUGUUGAGGAAGUCAAGAAGACUGAGAUGGACCUACCCCUCAUUAAAAAGAUGAUGCACACCACAUUUGCACUGCGGCGACAGACCAUAGUGAGGACAUGCCCGGCAGUGAAUGAGCUCAUGGACCUCUGGCCUGCUCUCAAAAUGGAGUCUGAGGUGUAUGCAGAGUUCCAACGGAUUACAAACCAGAAUCUGCCCAACACGUUCUACGCUGCUUUUGACCGCCAUCUUCCUCGACUGAUGGCCAUAUUUAGACCGAAGGCGUCCAAAUCUGGGAAGACAGCUGAGGCUUUGGCUGACAUUUUAAAAAUCCAUGAUGAACAGGAAUUACACGACAUCGACACCAGGCGUACCACCGUUAUCCAUGCCCUUCCUGUGUAUCUGCAAGAGGACACCUCUGGAUUUUUCCGAACCUGCACAGAAGAGUCCGAACCAGAGCUUGGAGGUGUUGCAGUGGUCCUCCUUACCAGUGACAAUGGCACAAGUCAAGUGCAAUAUCAGCCUGUGACCAUCUCUGUUGUCAUCGAUGAUAUUGUGGUCAGCCUCCCCAGACUUGCAGAUGCAUUCCUGGUAAUGUUUGGACUAAUUUAUGCACUACACCUCAGCUAUCCCAAAGGACUGACAAACACUUUCGAGUUCACUCAGAAGGUUUUACUUGGUCUGGAAGAUGGUAAAUUGUCGCUCAAGUUGCAGACCCUCAAGAAUGACUUGCUGAUGCAUCUGUAG
Gymnodraco acuticeps is the source of this 1405-nucleotide messenger RNA. RefSeq lists its product as uncharacterized. Bases 707 to 1405 code for a protein of 232 amino acids. The transcript is spliced from 6 exons. The record is from RefSeq and is a predicted model, not a curated record. Lineage: Eukaryota; Metazoa; Chordata; Actinopteri; Perciformes; Bathydraconidae.